GUGUGUUAUGGUGUGUUAUGGUGUGUUAUGGUGUAGUAUGGUGUAUUAUGGUGUAGUAUGGUGUAUUAUGGUGUAUUAUGGUGUAGUAUGGUGUAUUAUGGUGUGUUAUGAAAUGAAGGCUAAAUGCAACAGUAUACGUUUAUUUUAUUUUGAUUACAUUGUAUUUUGUGUCAUUUCAUAUGUAUAGGCUUCCCACAGUGUUUAUGAGAGGGUGUGUGUGUGUGUGUGUGUGUGUGUGUGUGUGUGUGUGUGUGUGUGUGUGUGUGUGUGUGUGUUAAUCCUGGGAAAUUCCAUGGUAACAGAGUGAUCCUGAGACUCAGAUUGUUCACUUUAAAAUGUCUAACAAAAAACAAUGAUUGCAAAGUUAAAUAAAUCAUACAACUCUAUGCACAAUGAGUACUUUAAUCAAUUUCCACUGUUUUUUGUUUGACAUACAUUUUAAAGUGAAAAUUCGGAGUCUCAGCAUCACUCUGUUACAAUGGAAUGGCCCUCCUACUCUGCAGUCUGUGCGCUAUAAUGAAAUCUCCGGCCCCGCCGGUGAUUGGCUACAUCGGUCACAGGGCUGGAUCACGUGGACCUAGGUUCGUGCACUCUUGGACCCGAUGGAGAAGGACCCGCAUCUGCUCACAACGCCGCAGCCCCUGCCUUCCCACCGUCCCUGUCCGGACUUUACAACGUCAACAAUGCAAUCUACCAGAGCCACCCGAUGUUCAGCCCUGGUUAUGGCCAGGGGCCGGACAUUCGCAGUCUGCACUGCAGCUCCUUCGACCAGAGCCGUCUGUUCGGGGACAGCUGUGUCCAGCCGGGGCCCCUCACCUCGCCAGAGGACAAACACUACCGGAUGUACCCCUGGAUGAAAACAUCAGAUCCAAACCGAAAGCGUGGUCGUCAGACCUACUCCCGGUACCAGACACUGGAGAUGGAGAAAGAAUUCCACUUCAACCGGUACCUGACCCGCCGGAGGCGCGUGGAGAUAGCACAAGUGCUCUGCCUGACCGAGCGCCAAAUCAAAAUCUGGUUCCAGAACCGGAGGAUGAAGUGGAAGAAAGAUCACAAGGACGAGUCCUCGAGCUCGACCCCCGGUGCCAACGGCGAGGACGUAAACGAGGAUGAUGACAGUGAUCCGGUAACAGACGGACAGUCCAAGGCCGAGGACGCCGAGUACGGAGAUUCCCAGUCCACCGGUGUGGCGUCAGAAACCCCUGCAAGAGGAGACGGAGACAAGGAGGCGAUUAGAAACACUCCAUAAAUGUUCAUAUUGGUCACUAAGGAAAUGUUCUAGAUGUAGACUAUCACAGAAUCGAUACACUCUGUUCGAUCAUGCUAUUCAGAGCUUAGAAGCCUGAUUGAGGAAACGACUUGCAGGGCUGAAAUUGAGACGCACUAAUUUAACGUAUACAAGCUAGUGAAAACACUGGUUAUAGCUAUAAAAUGCAUAUGGCUAUAGGAAGAUGAAAGGGAACGGAUACUACCUAUUUACUCUGCGCUAUUACUAUGAACACUCAAUUUGAUCUUUGAAUGUAGAACAAGUCUACUGUAAAUGUUAUACAAUAUUUAAUGUUAAUCGUUGGGAACUAUUAGAUAUUUUACUACUUAAAUAACAUUCCUGAACAGAGAACUACCUAAGGCGACAGUUGCAUUCACGCAACUUCAGAAUUUACCUCCAGUUUCAAUUGACUUCGAAGAACCUUUUUCGCACUCUUUUUGUCUCUAUUUCAAAGCGAAAUAAAUGCAAAUGUUGAAUCCACUGGUGAAUAUGGCUUUAAUGUUUAACUGUCGCUUAUUAUCGUUAUAUUGCGCUGCUGUCUGUUAUCAUGUCUAAUGUUGUGAGAGCUUGUCUUUUGGGGUCAUGUAAAGAUUUGAAUAGAUAUUUGCAUGAUUUCCAAACAGCAAUCAAAAAAAUGAAUUGUCAAAUUUGUAUACCCUACCUCAGAUUUUACGUUAGAGACUAAACCUAUAGCCUACCACUGUCUCACUGAAUUUCAGCACUGCAUAAGAAGUACUUAUAAACACUGCAUUGUAACGUCGUGUUGUUAUUGUAUUGUCAUCUCCUUUUUGCUUUCAAUUAUUCUAACUAGCUAUAGCCUAGGGUCAAUAACAUUUUCAUGGACGUGAGUGUGUCUGCUUGCACGUGCAAGUCUGUAAGUUAGGGAAUUGGUGUGUUUCUAGGCUAUAGCAGAGAAGCGGUCCAAUGUUCAGAAAUUAGCAUUUGUUUUGCAAUUUGACUAGUGCUUGGAUUCGUCCAGGAAUUUGCAUUCGACACUCACCGCUUUUCCUCUGCGGUAUUCUUAUUGUGACAUUAUGUAAGAUGCAAUAGUAAUCGAAUAAAAACAAAAACAUUCAUUUUGGAAAA
This is a messenger RNA of Salmo salar (Atlantic salmon), 2353 nucleotides long. The record is from RefSeq and is a predicted model, not a curated record. Lineage: Eukaryota; Metazoa; Chordata; Actinopteri; Salmoniformes; Salmonidae.